Pimephales promelas (fathead minnow) is the source of this 4337-nucleotide messenger RNA. RefSeq names its product glutamine-fructose-6-phosphate transaminase 2 (gene gfpt2). Gene Ontology annotation, biological process: fructose 6-phosphate metabolic process; carbohydrate derivative biosynthetic process; protein N-linked glycosylation. NCBI's taxonomy places the organism in Eukaryota, Metazoa, Chordata, Actinopteri, Cypriniformes, Leuciscidae. The record is from RefSeq and is a predicted model, not a curated record. Gene Ontology annotation, molecular function: carbohydrate derivative binding; L-glutamine:D-fructose-6-phosphate transaminase (isomerizing) activity.
GGUUAUAAGUUGUAAGUCCAGGCGGCCGUGUUCGUAAUUUCUUCUCGAAGUCUUUGGAUCAUAUUGCGACUUGCUCUGCUUUGCUUCACCACCAGACCCUCCAAUUUACCUUCAGCUUCAAAGAAUACACUUGAACGAUGUGCGGAAUCUUCGCCUACCUGAAUUACAGAGUGCCACGGACGAGGGGGGAUAUCAUUCAGACCCUCAUAAAGGGACUUUUAAGGCUGGAGUACAGGGGUUAUGACUCUGCAGGUGUUGCAGUAGACGGCCCAGGAAAAGAUCACACAGCUAAUAUCAGCCUCUAUAAGAAGACAGGGAAAGUGAAAGCUCUUGAUGAAGAAAUCUACAAGAACAACUCCAUCGAUCUUGAGGCAGAACUGGACACACACUUUGGCAUUGCACACACUCGCUGGGCCACGCAUGGGGAGCCAAGUUCGCUGAACAGCCACCCUCAACGAUCCGACAAAAACAACGAGUUUGUUGUCAUCCACAACGGCAUCAUCACAAAUUACAAGGAGCUGAAAAAGUACCUGGUUUCCAAAGGCUAUGAGUUUGAGUCGGACACAGACACAGAGGUCAUCCCUAAGUUGAUCAAGUAUCUCUAUGACAACCGCGAGAACGAUUAUGUGUCCUUCUCCACCCUUGUGGAGCGCGUCAUUCAACAGCUGGAAGGGGCAUUUGCUCUGGUUUUCAAAAGCAUUCAUUUCCCAGGAGAGGCUGUUGCCACCAGGAGGGGCAGCCCGCUGCUUAUUGGCGUGCGCAGUCAAUAUGAGCUUUCUACCAAGGAGAUCCCUGUCCAGUACAACUCUGGUGAUUCCAGGAGAGAUGAACAGGAGAAAAACUUACUGAACCAAGUGGGCAGCACCAAUGCCUUGCACUCAGUCCAUGACAGAUUGGCGGUGGAGUUUUACUUUGCCUCUGAUGCUAGUGCCAUCAUUGAGCACACCAACAAGGUGGUUUAUCUGGAAGACGAUGACGUCGCGAUGGUGGUGGAGGGGAAGUUGUCUGUGCACCGUGUUAAGCGUAAAGCUGGGGAAGACCACGUCCGUCUCAUUCAGACCCUACAGGUGGAGCUCCAGCAGAUCAUGAAAGGUAACUUCGAGGCUUUCAUGCAGAAGGAGAUCUUUGAGCAGCCUGAAUCUGUCUUUAACACCAUGAGAGGCAGAAUCUGCUUUGACAGCAACAUAGUUCUUCUUGGUGGACUGUCCGAUCAUCUAAAGGAGAUCAAGAGAUGCAGACGCUUGAUCAUUAUUGGCUGUGGAACCAGUUACCAUGCGGGAGUAGCAACACGUCAGAUCCUUGAAGAGCUGACUGAACUUCCUGUUAUGGUCGAGUUGGCCAGCGAUUUCUUAGACCGCAUCACGCCAGUUUUCAGAGACGAUGUCUGUUUUUUCAUCAGCCAGUCGGGUGAAACAGCGGACACUCUGAUGGCGCUACGCUACUGUAAGAAGCGCGGGGCACUGACUGUGGGCGUCACCAACACCGUGGGCAGCUCCAUCUGCAGAGAGACCGACUGUGGAGUUCACAUCAAUGCUGGCCCUGAGGUCGGAGUCGCCAGCACUAAGGCUUACACCAGUCAGUUUGUGUCUCUGGUCAUGUUUGGUCUGAUGAUGAGUGAAGACAGGCUCUCAAUGCAGCCGAGAAGACUGGAGAUCAUCAAUGGCCUCAAAAAAUUACCAGAGUUGAUCAAGGAAGUUCUUGCUCUUGAUAACAUCAUCAAAAGCCUUGCAGAUGAGCUCACCCAUCAGAAGUCUCUUUUGGUCAUGGGUCGAGGUUAUAACUAUGCCACCUGCCUAGAGGGGGCGCUGAAAAUUAAAGAGAUCACGUACAUGCACUCAGAGGGCAUUAUGGCUGGAGAAUUGAAGCACGGACCUUUGGCGUUGAUCGACAAGCAUAUGCCAGUCAUCAUGAUCAUCAUGAAAGAUGCCUGCUACCAAAAGUGCCACAAUGCCUUGCAGCAAGUCACGGCUAGACAGGGCCGCCCCAUCCUCAUAUGCUGCCAGGACGACCCAGAGAUCAGUAAAAUGGCAUAUAAGACGAUUGAACUUCCUCAAACGGUGGACUGUCUGCAGGGCAUCCUCAGUGUCAUUCCACUGCAGCUCAUGUCUUUCCAUCUGGCAGUUCUCAGAGGAUAUGAUGUGGACUGCCCAAGGAACCUGGCCAAAUCUGUGACAGUGGAGUAGCUCCUGACAGGAAAUGUGAACAAAUCAAAGGUAGAAGAGGAGAAUACUGACCACCGAAGUGCAAUUACCAUUGUGUGUGUUUAUGUGUGUUUGCAACUGUGUGAAUGUGGAAGUGUGGGUAUUUAUAAAUUAUGAUCAAUUCCCCAAAGGCUACAAGACCUGAAUGGAUUUGGUGGGGGCUGGGGGGAUAUUUUAUUCUAGUGAGAUAGUGAGACGUAGUAACUUUUGCUACAUAAGUGCCUCAUAAGUGCAAAUGAAGGGAACCCCUAAACUGUGCCUUACACCCUUUUCUCUCAGCUCGAAGCUGAGCCUGAAGGACCACAACUGUCUAAUGUUUACCUCUGACCAGGGGCGGUUCUAGGAUUUCCUCCUCUGGGGGGUUAAAGCCCUCGGUGAGAAUCUGUAGCCUAAAUGCUGCAUUAUAUAGUAAGUCAGAAGAAGCUUAAAUUGGUAGUCAAAAUGUUUUCAAUGAUGUCAUGAUGCCUGUCUUUUUGCUGUACAGUUCAAAUCAGUACACUGUAAAUGGUUAGUCAAAACGUAUAAAACGUAUAACGUGACUUAAGUAAACGUAUGAUACCAGUGAAAUUUCACAAUCCUCGAUUCCAAUUUACGAUCGCAGCAAAAAAUAAUACUAGUAAGUAAACAGCCAAUAAUAAAAUUAGACAGAAUAAACAAAAGGACAAAGAUACAAAUGAAACACUUUACACUAUGCCUACUUGUGAAAACUGUGUGAAGGAAAUAUACAGAAGUGAUUUAGUCGAGACCUUCCGUUUUAAUAAUGUUAAUCGAACAACAAAAGAAAAACAGAUUAUCAAAGUGUCACCUUAUAUUGACGCAUCCGAUAUUUUGAAUGAAUGAAUGUCUUUAUUGUCUUUGUACAAGUAAUGUGAAAUGCAAUUAAAUAAAACAUCGAAUAACUAAUAAAUAACACACCAUACCAUGCACAAGACAUCCCGCAGACAGUUUCGCGACUCAUAUUCAACGUUGCACGUAAUGUUCAGUUUAACUCAUUCCAGUAUUUAUAACAGAUAUGGCUUUGACAUAGAGACUGUUAGUCUCACGUUCAGCAGACAGUUGCACGACUCCUAUUCAACUUUGCAUAUGAGGUCCAGUUUAACUUAUUGCGUUUACUUAAGACUAUGUUUAUGUGGAUACUCGUCAAAACGGGCAUUUUGGCUUAAUUUUGUGUGUGUUUGCUCAAGAAGAUGCAAAAGAUUACCCAAUUUGGUACAGAAACGAUCACCGCACCUGCGAAUGAAUGGCUUAAAAUCACUUGAAUGUUUAAACUGACAAGGAAGCACCUCGGACCCGAUCGUUCAGAUUGAUGGGUUGGCCGACGCCUCCCUAAAAAGGGCCUAGAACCGCCCCUGCCUCUGACUAACCAAAGUGCAAUACCUUAAUCUGCACAAUUAAUCUGUGUGUUUAAGAAAUGUGCCACCAAUCGCAGGAACCAAAGAUCUUAGCAAUGUCGAUUGGGUAAGGAAGUGACGCGUGGAUGUGGAAGUGCCUGAACGUGCAAGCCACGUGAAUUGUUUUUUAAUUAAGUGUCAUUUUCAACACUAGGAAACACUAUUUGUCAUUAUUGUUAUUACAUUGCGCACAUUUGUCUGUACUACAGAAAGUAUGUCAAAUAUUCAGAUGGAGCAAACAAGUGUUAAUCACAUGAACUGACAUAUAGCAUUCAAUGGCUUUAGAGAAAAAAACAAAUCAUAUUAAUAACUGGGUUCCACUGGAAGAUUUACUGUACUGUUUGAGUUUACUUUGACUGUGAAGCACUCAUUGUGGGAACAAUCAUUGUGUAAUUAGACAUUUUAUGUUUGUUUGUUUGUUUUUUUAUCCUGAAUGAUUUCAGUGAUUUAUAUAUGUUGUGCCGAAAUGAGAUUUCAAAGCCUCUGCGUAACUUUUUCUCUUUUUACAGCCUUUGCUGGGACAAAAUCCUUUUGUGAUUGUCCCUGCCAAGUUUCAAACAUUUAUGGUUUAAACAUAAUUUCAAUAGUUGUCAUAUACGUCUAUUUUAAAUCCGUUUUAUAUUUUUAAAGCUAUGGGUUGUGAGGGGUGCAACAUGAAGAGCAGCUGUGACAAAAAGGGCUUUAUAAAACAGUGAUCGCCAAUAAAUAAAAUCAUGAAAUAAAUCAAAUGAAGUACAACCAUGCA